AUGGCACCUUCGUAUGACUUCAUCAUCGUCGGGGGCGGUACAGCUGGCCUGGUCGUUGCGUCUCGUCUCUCUGAAGAUCCAGCCAAGUCUGUUCUUGUGCUUGAAGCCGGAAGUGACCUGUCAGAUGACGCCCGCGUGAACAUUCCCAUAUUCUAUGCCGCACUGCUCGGAUCUGAAGCUGACUGGAACUUCCAUACUACUCCUCAAUCAGGUCUCGGUGGUAGGGUGAUUGGCCUCAACCAAGGAAAGGCCGUCGGAGGCUCCAGUGCCAUCAAUGCCAAUGUCUUCGUCCCGCCCGCCAGCGAUGUUAUCAAUGCAUGGGAGACCCUCGGUAACCCUGGCUGGGAGUGGGAUUCUUUCAACUUCUACUUUUCCAAAGCGUACAGCAGCCCUGAAGUCACGGAUGAUGCCAAAAAGGCCCUCGCGAUUGAUGUCUGGCCUUCUCUGAACAGUGCUGAAGGUCCAAUCAAGACCUCUUUUGGUAACAACAAUCAUUCCAUCCGCGCGGCAUGGGCUGAGACAUUCCGCGAGCAUGGCCGCCUGAUGCCCAACGAUCCUUUUAUCCACAAUUCUGUUGGCGCGUUCAGUUGCCUCGCGAGUAUCGACUCAAAGGGCGUACGAAGCUAUGCUGGCUCGGCUUAUUUUCAACCAGCCAAGCAGAGGGAGAAUCUCAAAAUUCUCACCAACGCACAAGUGGAGAAGAUUAUAUUCGAUUCUUCGCAAGGCUCUCCAAAGGCCGUGGGGGUGCAAUACAGCCAGGACAAUGCUACUAAGGUCGCCACAGCUAACAAGGAGGUUAUCCUUGCUGCCGGGGCCGUCCAGUCUCCCAAAUUACUCGAAUUGUCCGGCAUUGGAAAUGCGGAUGUCCUUCGCAAGGUCGGCAUCGAUGUCGUGGCGGACCUCCCCGGGGUUGGAGAGAACCUCCAGGACCACUUGAUCUCCUACACCGCCUUCCACGCCGCCGACGAUAUCGAGACCAAAGAUGCCCUUGUAAGGCAGGAGCCGGAAGCGAUAGCGCAGGCUAUGCAGGAGUACAUCGCCACACAGGAUGGACCGCUGGCCUCCCUAGGGGUGCACACUUAUGCAUAUUUGCCUCUUCCUGCUCAGGACCAAGAGGCGCUCAAGGCAGAACUGGACCAGCAAGAGAUCCCUGAAGACCCAAGGUCACAAGCCUACUAUGAACUUGCUAAGGAUACUCUUCUUGAUCCCAACCAGCCAUCGGCUGCAUUUAUGACCGCCAUUGGGCAGACGAACUACCCCAAGGAUCUCAACAAUGCGUCGGCAACUUCAGAACCAUCGCCCGGAAAAUUUAUCACCUUUGGAGCAAUGCUUUCUGCACCUUUGUCUCGUGGAAGCGUCCAUAUUGCUUCUUCGAAAGUCCAAGAACCCCCUGUCGUGGACCCAGGUUAUCUUACAAACCCUCUAGACUUGGAGGUCAUCGCACGACAUCUGCUCCGCAUCAAACCCCUUGCCUCAUCAACACCCUUCCAGAAGCUCCUCAAACAGCCCCUUGCAUUCCGCUUCCCAUCCGAAGACUUCAACGGGGACCUUCAGGCCGCCAAGGAGUAUGCGCGCGCGAAUCUUGGUUCGAUGUGGCACCUUGCUGGGACCAAUUCGAUGCUGCCCCGCGAGAAGGGUGGGGUGGUGGACUCGAGACUCAAGGUCUACGGGGUGGAAGGCUUGAGAGUCGUCGACGCGAGUGCGAUCCCAUUGGUCAGCACUGCGAACCUCCAGGCUACUGUGUAUGCGUUCGCGGAGAAGGCGGCGGAUCUGAUUGUGGGUGAUUGGAAGAAAGAGUAAUUUGCAUUGGAACAAUUUUGGUCACCUGGUGCUGAACUCAUGCGUUCAAGGCUUUUUCUCGGGACAGGCAG
This is a messenger RNA of Diaporthe batatas, 1871 nucleotides long. RefSeq lists its product as uncharacterized. The record is from RefSeq and is a predicted model, not a curated record. The coding region runs from base 1 to 1800 and encodes 599 amino acids. Lineage: Eukaryota; Fungi; Ascomycota; Sordariomycetes; Diaporthales; Diaporthaceae. The transcript is spliced from 3 exons. Gene Ontology annotation, molecular function: oxidoreductase activity, acting on CH-OH group of donors; flavin adenine dinucleotide binding.